GCAGGACCAUGGCGGAGCAGGGAAACAGGGCUGUUUUAAUAAGUGAGACCAGACAGCGUUUUGAGACUGAAUUCGUCCCAGCAAAAUCAGAUAAAUAUGAUUCAAGAGAUGUGGAGAGAUUGCAGCAAGAUGAUUCCUGGGUUGAAAACUUCCUGAUCUGGCAACAUGAUUCGGUGGACGAAACACUGAAGAUGAUUGAUGAAAGCUUUCAGUGGAGGAAGGAGUAUGCAGUUCAUGACUUGACAGAAUCUUCACUUCCAAAGUGGCUAUUUGAAAUUGGUGCCCUUUAUCUACAUGGUUAUGAUAAGGAAGGCUCUAAAAUAUUUUGGUUCAGAGUGAAACUUCAUACAAAAGAUGCUAAAACACAAUUUGAGAAAAAGAAACUGGUAGCUUUUUGGUUAGAGCGCUAUGCCAGGAGGGAACAUGGGAAGCCGUUGACUGUGGUGUUUGACAUGGCUGAAACUGGACUAAGUAACAUGGACUUGGAUUUUGUCCGGUACAUCAUCAGCUGCUUUAAAGUCUACUAUCCUAACUAUCUCACAAAAAUAGUGAUCUUUGAAUUGCCCUGGAUCAUGAAUGCUGCUUUUAAACUUGUGAAAAGCUGGCUUGGUCCAGAUGCAGUAGGUUUUCUGAAAACGGUCAAUAAGAAUGAUGUCCAAGAGUAUAUCAGUGCUGAAUAUCUUCCACCUCAUAUGGGAGGAACUGACACCUUCAAGUAUAGUUACCCUCCCCUGGUGGAUGAUGAUUUUCAAACUCCAUUGUGUGAAAACGGACCUAUUGCAAGUGAAGAUGAAACUGAAAGCAAAGAAGAGACAGACAUGGAGAACAAGGAGAAUCCAGAUUCUAAUGAAGAACCAGGGUCCAGUUCCAAAAAGACAAAUUUCACAGACCAAAUUCCUAAGCCAGAAGAGACUGAUAAAGUGGAUUCCAAAGCAAAAAAUGCCAAGAAGGCACUAACAACUUUUAAAGGACUUUUAUUGCACAUCAGUCCAGCAGAAGAACUGCAUUUUGGGUCCAAAGAAACAGGAGAAAAGAAAUGCUUGAUCGUUCUAACAAAUGUGACUAAAAAUACAGUGGCUUUUAAGGUGAGAACAACUGCUCCUGAUAAGUACCGAGUUAAGCCAAGUAACAGCAGCUGUGAACCAGGCACAUCACUGGAUAUAAUAGUGUCUCUUCAUGGUGGCUGUACAGCUUCCCUGCAAGACCGCUUUCUGAUUAUGGCAGCAGAAAUGGAUCAGUGCUCUGGGACAGGAACUCAAGAACUGGCUCAGUUUUGGAAAGAAGUUCCAAGAAACAAAGUGAUGGAGCACAGGUUGAGAUGUCAUGUUAUAGGAAGCAGCAAGCCUUCAACUUUAACAAUAAAUGAGAAUGCCUUUAAUGUUCCUGCAAAAACUAAUGAAGAUCUACACCACCAGAUAACACAAGUAUUACACAGUAAUAGAAGACUUCAAGAACGGAUUGAUCAAUGUGUCUGGCUCCAGCAAUUGACUAUGGUGUUAGUGCUGUUACUAGUUGCCAAUGCUGCCUUUUGUUUCUACCUGUUAAGAUAA
Messenger RNA from Euleptes europaea (tarantolino), 1550 nucleotides. RefSeq names its product motile sperm domain containing 2 (gene MOSPD2). NCBI's taxonomy places the organism in Eukaryota, Metazoa, Chordata, Lepidosauria, Squamata, Sphaerodactylidae. The transcript is spliced from 15 exons. The coding region runs from base 9 to 1550 and encodes 513 amino acids. The record is from RefSeq and is a predicted model, not a curated record.